Molecule: messenger RNA, 2545 nt
Organism: Mugil cephalus (flathead mullet)
Lineage: Eukaryota; Metazoa; Chordata; Actinopteri; Mugiliformes; Mugilidae
Gene: ahcy
Product: adenosylhomocysteinase
Exons: 11
Coding region: 132-1433 (433 amino acids)
Biological process (GO): L-methionine cycle
Cellular component (GO): cytosol
Molecular function (GO): adenosylhomocysteinase activity
Source: RefSeq, a predicted model, not a curated record
AACUCGUCUGAAUGUGGCUCCGACGAUAAAAACCGAGCCGUCAUGUUUCCGUCCCUCCCUCUCUGCUUCUGUCCGUCGGCCAGGCUGCUGCUGUACUCAACCUCCCCGGAACAAAACACCUGAAAGCAACCAUGUCUGAGAAACUUCCCUUCAAAGUUGCCGACAUCAGCCUGGCUGAAUGGGGACGCAAGGCCAUCGAUAUCGCAGAGAACGAGAUGCCGGGCCUCAUGAAGAUGAGGGAGCUGUACGGUCAGUCCAAGCCCCUGAAGGGCGCCCGUAUCGCCGGCUGCCUCCACAUGACCCUGCAGACCGCCGUGCUCAUCGAGACCCUCACAGCCCUCGGAGCUGAGGUUCAGUGGUCGAGCUGUAACAUUUUCUCCACUCAGGACCAUGCUGCUUCCGCCAUCGCCAAGACUGGCGUUCCAGUUUAUGCGUGGAAGGGUGAGACAGAUGAGGAGUACGUGUGGUGCAUCGAGCAGACUAUAUACUUCAAAGACGGUCAGCCCCUCAACAUGAUCCUGGAUGACGGAGGUGACCUCACCAACCUGGUUCACCAGAAGUACCCUAAACUGCUGGCAGGUAUCCGCGGAGUGUCAGAGGAGACCACCACAGGCGUCCACAACCUGUACAAGAUGAUGAAAAAGGGCGACCUGAAGAUCCCCGCCAUCAACGUCAAUGACUCCGUCACCAAGAGCAAGUUCGACAACCUGUACGGCUGCAGGGAGAGUCUGAUCGACGGCAUCAAGCGAGCCACUGACGUGAUGAUCGCUGGUAAAGUUGCCGUGGUUGCGGGUUACGGUGACGUGGGUAAGGGCUGCGUCCAGGCUCUGCGUGGGUUCGGCGCUCGCGUCAUCGUCACCGAGAUCGACCCCAUCAACGCCCUGCAGGCUGCCAUGGAGGGUUAUGAGGUUACCACCAUGGAUGAAGCUUGUAAGGAAGGAAACAUCUUUGUCACCACCACUGGCUGUGAAGACAUCAUCCUGGGACAUCACUUUGAGAACAUGAAGGACGACGCCAUCGUUUGCAACAUUGGACACUUUGACUGUGAGAUCGACGUGAGCUGGCUCACCAAAAACGCAGCCGAGAAGAUCAACGUCAAGCCCCAGGUCGAUCGUUAUCGUUUGAAGAACGGUCGUCACGUCAUCAUCCUGGCAGAGGGCAGACUGGUCAACCUGGGCUGUGCCAUGGGACACCCAUCGUUUGUCAUGAGCAACUCUUUCACCAAUCAGGUGUUGGCUCAGAUCGAGUUGUGGACAAACACAGCCAAGUACCCUGUGGGAGUCUACUUCCUGCCCAAGAAGCUGGAUGAGCAGGUCGCAGCCGCUCACCUGGACAAACUGGGUGUGAAACUCACCAAGCUAACAGACAAGCAGUCCAAGUACCUGGGCCUGCCCACCGAGGGGCCAUUCAAGCCGGACCACUAUCGCUACUGAGGAGGAGGAGAUGGAGGAAGGAGGGGGAGGAGGUGGUGUGGCUAGACCGGUUUUGUGUUGGCUGUAGCAGGGUUCGGAGGCAGCACAUUUAGCGUUUGACCAGGUUGCAGAUUUGCAUUUGUGAUUCCCUUUUAAAUAUCCUCUUCAAAUCGUAAAGACGUUUAUUUUUUACAAAUUGCAUCUGUGUCAAAGUGAUUAGACACGACUGGAGUCUGGAGCCCGUAUCUAGUUCUGCUAUACGUAACUGAGCUCAAACAUGAUCUGCCAAGCAGCUGCUUUUGAAUGACUAGGCAAUGGUUGAAGGAAAAAAGUGAAACUUUGCAGGGCAGUUUGAAAUACUGCGUCUAGGAUCUGUGUUUCAACUGAAAAUGUAUUUAUUUCCAUCACUGUCUUCUUUUGCUCUGACUCACCAACAUCCUCGGCCGUCUCUCCUCCUUCCCAUCGCGACUCUACUGAAACGCCAUCAUGUCAAAGAGAAUUCCUCUUGUUUGUCAUUCCCUCUCCAUUUUAUGGAAUUAAACAAAUCCUGAUACUUUUCUAUCUGAACUUAUCUCUCUAUCAGCAGCUCGAGAUGGAAGGUAACAGAACAUUUUUUUUUUUUCUUUUCUUCUGUAACCUGAUGAAUCGAGGCGAGCAGUUUAGCGAACAGCGGCCUUAUUCUAGUGUCCUCACACUGACACUGCUCUGUGUUGGCACUUAGUAAAACUACUUGCACUGUGUGAGGAGACUGGAGACGCUCACGAAGAGCUACUGGAUGGUGGUGGAGAGUCGAAAGGCGCCGUUGCCAAAGUAAUCACCAACGCGGCAUCAUGUUUUACAUGAUUUAGAAAAGUCUUAUUUCUUUAUGUUGCCUCAUUUUCUUCCUUUUCACUGUAAUUUAAUUUCACUUGAUGGGCCAAAACAUGUGCAGCAGCCCCCCACCCCCAAUUCUUUGACUUCAUGAUUCAUGACUCGCUGUAGCUGAUCAGGUUUUUCUGAUUCUGGGUGUAAAUGGGUUAAAGUGGUCGUACUUGUUGUCAACGGUUACAGCCCGAAGCACAGAGUUCAACUGCUUGUGAAUGAUGGGUUGAUGUUGAAACUGUCGAAAUGUGACAAUAAAAAAUUUGAAAACA